Messenger RNA from Homarus americanus (American lobster), 2341 nucleotides. Its product is annotated as probable glutamate receptor. Lineage: Eukaryota; Metazoa; Arthropoda; Malacostraca; Decapoda; Nephropidae. The record is from RefSeq and is a predicted model, not a curated record. The transcript has 12 exons. Bases 52 to 2061 code for a protein of 669 amino acids. Gene Ontology annotation, cellular component: membrane. Gene Ontology annotation, molecular function: glutamate-gated receptor activity.
UUUGACUGGUGAAGCCACCACUAAUAGAACACCUCUGCUUCCUUCAGUACCAUGCUGUUACCCGGAUAUCACAUAGUGGCGGUGGCUGCCACGGUGGUGAGUGUUACACUAGUAGUUAGUCAGGAUAUGAUUGAUCCUGUGGAGCAGCUGGGCGUGGAUGUGGGCGUGAUGGUGGGUCACGUAGUGAAACACAAUCUGCCCGGCUGUCACCUGGUGCUUGUCACCACGUCAUACUCUUCUCUCGUAACCUCCACUUUAUUAAGUAUGGGUAUGGAGGCUGGCAUGGUAGUGGAGGCAGGGUGGGUGUUGUCUCAGGACCAGCUGGCCCAGGACCACCUCCUCCAGGGGCUGUGGGGGGACACCAGAACUACCUGCCGGGCACUCAUCCUUGACCUCACAGCCAGUAACAGUACCGAACUUUUCCUCAGGUUUACAGUUUUAUCGGGGUUGCGGCUUCGAUCACAGACGGUUGUGGUAGCGAUAGGUGGGAAAACAGGAGUAAAGGAAGUUCUCCUCCAUCAUAGUCUCCGCAACACCAUCCAUGCCAUCUACCUGGCCGUACCUGACUUCACCCUGUACAGCUUACCGAGUCAUGGCAACGCGCGCCUCGGGAGAGACCUCCCCCAAGAAGGAGUAACAAGUGAGCGUGUGUGGGUGUACAAGAGGUGUUUGUACUGCAACAACGGGGAGGCUCACGUCAAGUUCAUCCAGAUGUGGAACAUAAACUCAAACCUCCAGUUUAUGGAUAACAUCUUACAUGACCAAAUUCAGAAUAUGUUUGGGCACGAAUUACGGAUUGUCGCUGUCCCGUAUUUCCCUUACAUGGACUUCGAGCGAAACAGUAAUAACCUCGGGAAUAUGGUCAAGCCCAAAGACUCCCUCGAUGUCAGGAUUAUUGAAACCUUCGCUGACAAACUAAACUUCACCUAUAAGAUUCACGCAGAACCAAACCGUUCCUUUGGAGAGGAUAGGAAGGGUAACUUCACCGGGAUGAUUGGUCAACUCCAGAGGGAGGAGACAGAUUUCAGCACCAUCGUGGCGCCUACACCAGGACGUCUCAAGGUGGUUGAGUACUUGCGAGGAUAUCCCUCUGAUCCACUAACUGUGACGUCUCUGAAACCCGCUCUCCUGCCACCACACUUGGCUCUGCUGCGACCAUUUGAGGGAAACCUCUGGUUUGCGUUGCUGGCCAGCGUGGUGGCGUGGGGAGUCUUUAUGUGGCUGAUGCAGAGGGCGUGGUGGUGGGUGGCGGGAGGACGUAGUGUUAGGUUCAACACCGCCCUCCUGUUUGGUUGGGGCGCGCUUCUAGAACAGCCUCCGUCCAACCCCUCCGUCAACGACUCCGGAAGAUUGCUGGUAGGGUGGUGGCUGGUUUUCUGUUUGAUCAUCGACACUGGGUUUCGCUCCUCGCUGGUCUCUCACCUUACAGUACAGGGGACCACGAAGCCUCUCGACGGGUUUGAGGAUAUACUUGAACGGAACAGUUGGAAGUGGGCCAUUGAACCCUGGCUUUACAAGGGAGCAACCCUGGAAUAUUUUUCUAAGCACACUUCGCCUAUAGUGAAGCAGAUAUAUAGUGGAAUGGAGGUCCUAGUAGCAGAUGAGGCACUGAAGAAGGUGCUGGAUGGAGGGUUCUCCCUCAUCGACCACAAGAAUUACAUUGAAGUGGUGGUUGCCUCCUGGUACACAGACACACAUGGCGACACUUCUUUCUACAUCAGCAAUAAAGGAAUAUCAGUUAUAGCUGCGUUUGGCUGGGGCUUCAGGCAGGGUGCGCCAUUUCUUUCCCGAUUUCUUCAGUUAAUGUCCCGGCUGGAAGAUGCAGGGCUUAUAAACUACUGGACAAAGGAGGUGAUUAAUAGACGUGUGAAACAGAACAGGGCGGCCUCAACAUUAAACCUUAACGCAGCCAAGCAGGACACAAAAGAGGACGACAGCAGUGAGGUGGUAUUGGGGAUGCACCACCUGCAGGGCGCUUUCUACCUCUUGAUUCUGGGCUGCAGUGUUGCCUCCCUCAACCUGCUGAGGGAGAUUUUUGCUCACAUCCGUUCCUCGCCUUAGUAACACCUAUCCCAGUAUCACCUGACCUCAUGCUAGGAAUGACUGCUGGGUUACGGCGUCACCUUCCUCGGAGAUAAUGAGAAACAAUUUUAAGAGCUACAGGUUCUCGGAUACCACUACUUUGUUACAGUAGUCUUGUGAACACCUUUACCAGCAGAAGUCUCGAACUAAAAAUACAUAUUAUGAUGUACUUAGGAAGGUAAUGUCAAUAUAAUUAAUAUUUUGGUGGUUCUUAACGUAUUUAUUGUAUUAUGUCAUAAAAAAAAUUAUUAAUUUUAGA